Molecule: messenger RNA, 2364 nt
Organism: Papaver somniferum (opium poppy)
Lineage: Eukaryota; Viridiplantae; Streptophyta; Magnoliopsida; Ranunculales; Papaveraceae
Product: pentatricopeptide repeat-containing protein At5g39980, chloroplastic-like
Exons: 1
Coding region: 26-2143 (705 amino acids)
Molecular function (GO): protein binding
Source: RefSeq, a predicted model, not a curated record
UGGAGGCAAAAAUAAAAAGUAAGCUAUGAAUAUGAACAUUUUUUCUUCUUCCUCAUUAUCACUAUCCAUGCUGAAAUUCGAAGCAAUUCAUCUCCAAUCUACAUCCCCUUUUCCCACUUCCGCACUAGUAUUCAUAAUUAGGGACAAUAAUUACAAAACCCAAGUUUCAAAAUCUCGUAAUCAAAUCAGAAUCUCUUCAUCUUCUCUGAUUAUAACCUCAUCUUACCCAAACAAAGAUAUCUGGAGAAAAUCAGAUAACAACAACAAUGAGAAGACCAAACACAGUUCUUCUUCCCCUGUUCUUCAUAAAAAAUCUGAUAAUCAACAUCAAAAUCAUCACCACCAUCGUCAAGUUUAUUUAGAUCAUAGUGUUGAUAUGGAUGAAUUAAUCUCAUCCAUUAAAAAGACUUCAACCCCACAAGAACUGUUUGCUUUAAUGUCAAUUUACAAAGGCAGACAGCUCUCAUUACGUUUCAUGGUUUCUCUAUUAUCUCGUGAAUCAGAUUGGCAAAGAACAUUAGCUUUGUUUGAUUGGAUGAUUGAAGAAGCAAUGUAUAAACCCUCUGUUUUUGCGUACAAUGUAGUAAUACGUAAUGUUCUUCGUGCGAAACAAUGGGAACUUGCACCUGGACUAGUCGACGAAAUGCGUCAAAGAGCUAUAUCACCUGAUAAGUUUACUUAUUCUACUCUUAUAACACAUUUCGGUAAAGAAGGAGAUUUUGAUUCUGCUCUAUCUUGGCUUCAACAAAUGGAGCAAGAUCGUGUGACAGGUGAUCUUGUUUUGUAUAGUAAUUUGAUUGAGUUAUCAAGAAAACUUGGUGAUUAUUCAAAAGCGAUAUCGCUAUUUUCUAGAUUGAAACGAGCAGGGAUUACUCCUGAUCUUGUUGCUUAUAAUUCAAUGAUAAAUGUUUUUGGUAAAGCUAAGCUUUUCAGAGAAGCUCGGCAACUUUUUCAUGAAAUGAGAUCAUUUGGUGUUGCCCCUGAUACUGUAAGUUACUCUACUCUUCUAAGUAAAUUCGUCGAAGAUAAAAGAUUUGUCGAGGCAUUAUCUAUUUUCUCUGAGAUGAAAGAAGUUAAGUGUCCACUGGAUCUUACUACGUGCAAUGUUAUGAUUGAUGUAUAUGGUCAAUUGGAUAUGGCUAAAGAAGCCGAUCGUUUGUUUUGGAGCAUGAGAAAGAUGGCAAUUGAACCAAGUGUUGUUAGUUAUAACACCAUUUUGAGGGUUUAUGGUGAGGCUGAGUUGUUCGGUGAAGCCAUUCAUCUUUUCCGGUUAAUGCAGAGCAAGGAUAUUGAACAAAACGUAGUUACUUAUAAUACAAUGAUCAAGAUUUAUGGAAAAUCUUUAGAGCAUGAGAAGGCAACAAAUCUUGUUCAGGAGAUGCAGAAAAGAGGGAUUGAGCCUAAUGCUGUUACAUACUCUACGAUCAUUUCGAUAUGGGGAAAGGCAGGUAAAUUAGAUCGAGCAGCAACCCUUUUCCAGAAGCUGAGGAAUUCAGGUGUUGAAAUUGACCAAGUUCUUUACCAGACUAUGAUUGUUGCAUAUGAGAAGGCAGGAUUGGUUGCCCAUGCUAAGCGGUUACUUCAUGAGCUCAAACGUCCAGAUAACAUCCCUAGGGAGACUGCCAUUUCUAUUUUAGUGGGUGCAGGGAGAACUGAAGAGGCUAUGUGGGUCUUCCGUCAAGCUUUUGAUGCCGGUGAAGUUAAGGAUAUAUCUGUUUUUGGAGGUUUGAUUGAUCUUCUCUCCAGGAAUAAGAAGCAGACGAAUGUUAUUGAGGUGUUUGAGAAGAUGAGAGGUGCUGGAUAUUUUCCCAAUUCCAAUGUUAUUGCAUUAGUGUUGAAUGCGUAUGGAAAACUGAGGGAAUUCGAGAAAGCUGAGGCCAUGUACAAGGAAAUGCAAGAUGAGGGUUGUGUUUUUCCUGAUGAAGUACACUUUCAAAUGCUAAGCCUGUACGGUUGGGCAGGGGAUUUUACAGCAGUUGAAUCACUGUUUGAGAGACUGGAUUCUGAUCCUAAUAUUGACAAGAAAGAACUGCAUCUUGUGACUGCUAGUGUUUAUGAAAGAGGUAAUCGAUUAGACGAUGCGUCCCAAAUAAUCAGCCAGAUAAAUAAAAGGGGAAUUUCAAAUACAUUGCCGUCAUCAUGAAACAAGGAUAUGAUCUUCCAGAGUUCUAAUUCAUUGUACAUUUAAGUAGCUUGACGGGUAAGUAUUCUGUACGUCCCUUGUUGAAUCAGAGAAUAGGAUUGCUCUUAACCAUUGUUGAUAUUUGCAUCCUGUUUGUUUUUGAGGAGAAAGUUUAAAUUGUAUUAGAAAAUCAAAUACACUGCAGAGGCUAAAUGGCCCUAGAGUGUACAUUUUCCGGUUUA